GUCGAGCGAGUGCCGUUAGCUCGGUCUGCUGCUUCGAAAAUAGAAAGACAUUACGGCGUUUUUUUUAACGUGUCGCGCUUAAAUAUUUCAGUUUUUCUAACGAAGCAACGAUGUCUUCGCUUCAGUAUUUGAGAGAGUUGAUAAGCGAGCGACUAACUGCCGCCGCAGAAGAGAUAUUCACACACGUAGAGAAUAUAAUCGUCGACUACAAGGAGGAGGUGGAUCGUCAGCGAAAACUGCUGGAGAUCGUUAGUAAACCUCGAGUGAGGUUACAGCGGAUAGAGCCUCCACAGCAGCAUGUCUAUAAUGAGGAAGAGGUUCUCACUGAGCAGCAGCUCUGGAACGAGGAGUGGAACUCCAGUCUGGACCAAGAGGAACCCGAGUCUCUACAGAUUAAAGAGGAAGUGGAGGAAAUCUGCACCAGUCAGGAGCAGGAGCAGCUUGAACUGAAGCAGGAGGCUGAUAACUUUAUGCUGACUCCUGAUAAUGAACAAAGUGAUCACAUGGAACCAGAACCAGACAUUGACCACCAGCUCCUCUCUCCUGUAGCGGAGAGUCAAGAUCAGACAGUCCACAUGAGAAAAAAUACAGGUAAAAAGCCCCAUAUGUGCAACAUUUGUAAGAAAUGCUUUGCUGGUAAAGGUAGCUUGAAUAUCCACAAGAGAACUCACACAGGUGAGAGGCCAUUUUCUUGUGAAACAUGUGGGAAGUGUUUUCGACAAAUGACGCAUUUGGUCAUCCACAAAAAAAUUCACACAGGUGAAAAGCCCUAUAUCUGCAGCAUUUGUAAGAAAUGCUUUUCGCGCAAAGACGGCUUGAAAGUCCACAUGAGAAGUCACACAGACGAGAAGCCAUUUUCUUGUGAAGCGUGCGGAGAGUGUUUUCGUUCUGCACUGAAUUUGGUGUUUCACCAAAGAAUUCACACGGGCGAGAAGCCACUCUCGUGUGAAAUAUGUGGAAAGAGUUUUCGACAAAGUUCAGCUCUGAUAAUCCACAAAAAAACUCACACCAAUGAGAAGCCCCAUAUGUGCAACAUUUGUAAGAAAUGCUUCAUGCUCAAAAAUACCCUGAAGGUCCACAUGAGAACUCAACACAGAACCCGGCCCGUAAACGACGCAGCGAUGUCUUCGCUUCAAUCUCUGAGAGAUUUAAUCAACGAGCGACUAACUGCCGUCGCCGAGGAUAUUUUCCGAGCUUUUGAGAAAACUAUCGUUGAGUUCGAGGAGGAGGUGGACCGUCAGCGCAGGCUGCUGGAGGUCGCCUGGAAACCGGACGUGAAGCUCCAGCGGAUAGAGCUUCCACAGCAGUUCAUCUGUAAGGAGGAGGAGGUUCUCACUGAGCAGCAGCUCUGUAACCAGGAGAGGAACUCCAGUCUGGACCAAGAGGAACCAGAGUUUCUACAGGUUAAAGAGGAAGAGGAGGAAAUUUGCACCAGUCAGGAGCAGGAGCAGCUUGUAAAGGAGGAGAUUGAUACCUUCAUAGUGAGUUUUGAUGAUGAGGAAGGUGAUCACAUGGAACCAGAACCAGACACUGACCACCAGCUCCUCUCUCCUGUAGCUGAGAGUCAAGAUCAGACUGGAGACAAACCUGAGGACUUCGGAUCCAUGACGAUGAGUCAGAAUAAUGAACAAACUGAUCACAUGUCAAACACAGGUUCUAACACUAACACCGGUCAAGUCAAGUCCAAAAAAUGUGACACAUGCGGAAGAAUGUUUUUGUAUCUGAGCCAGUUAACGAUACACCAGAGGAUCCACACAGGAGAGAAGCCAUAUUUAUGCAAAAUGUGUAGGAAAGCUUUUAUGACCAUUUCUGCGUUGAGACGGCACAUGAAAACUCACACACACGAGAGGCCACACCCCUGCGAAAUAUGUGGGAAAACCUUUACACGUAGCAGCGCCCGGAAUAACCACAUGAGAACACACACAGGUGAAAGGCCGUAUUCAUGUGAAACCUGCGGCAAAGGAUUUAGUGACAUUUCAUCGCUCAAUAAGCAUUUGAGAUUGCACACAGGCGAAAAGCCGUAUGCCUGUGAGACAUGUGGGAAAUGCUUUGUAUCCAGCGGCGAUUUGAGAAUCCAUGUCAGAACGCACACGGGCGAGAAGCCAUAUUCAUGUCAAAUAUGUGGCAAGUGUUUCAUGGGCAACGGUGAUCUGAAAGUCCACAUCAGAACGCACACAGGGGAGAAACCAUACUGUUGCGGCACCUGCGAGAAAAGAUUUAAUAACUCGUCAGCUUUAAAGAAGCAUACGAGAGUGCACACGGGAGAAAGGCCCUAUUCCUGCGAAGUUUGUGGGAAGAACUUUGUGCGCAGUUGUGUCCUAAAAGUUCACAUGAGACUUCACACAGGAGAGAAACCGUAUUCUUGCUUGAUAUGUGGGAAAGGUUUUGUGAGCAGUAGUCCCUUGAAGAUUCACAUAAGAACUCACACGGGCGAGAAGCCUUUUUCCUGCAACACCUGUGGAAAGAGAUUCCACAAGUCAUCUAGUAUGAAAAGUCAUCUCCGAGUUCACACAGGUUAAAUGUUGUGUGCUAUUGUAUACGACAUGACUGUCCCACUGUUCAGAAACUGAGUUUAAUCCCAAGUGUAACCAGGUUUUUGACCAGUCAGAAUAUGAUAAAUCAGCAUGAAUCAUUGGGAUUAGCAUGAACCCAAGACCUGGGUCAAUAUGGCGAUGUCUUCCCUGUGUGCCUCAGGCCACGCGAAAAUGGAACGAAGCGUAAACAACAUUCUUUGUUGUUUUUGAAAAAGUUUUGCCAUAAACACGGCAACCUUUCAUGAAAUGUCUCCGUCCACACAAAACCCCUCCCGAACCGCUGUUGUACAUAUGCCAGGCCUGUAAGUGGCGCUGUCACACCUCACCAAAAACAAUAUGUUGUACGCAUCAGAGAUAUAUGGCACUUUUCCAUUAUACAGUUCCAGCACGACUCGGCUCGGUUUGGUUUUGUUUUCUAUGGCUUCAUAGCACCUCCUCAACAUGGGCGGAGUCAUCGUAGCACGACUGCACGAAACUGCCGUGCCGUGGUUAUAAACGCGACACAAACACACAGACUUGUAAAGCUGUUGUUUUGGGUGUAACUGAAUGAUUAGAAUCAGGUUGUGAUUGGGCUCAUGAUCGCCAGCCUUCAGCAGACUGUUGUUACUUUUCGUGGAAAAUAGUUGGAAACACUGACAAACAAUCUCCAAACGACGACAACAACGAAGAUGGUGUGAGAGAGAGAGGUGGAGCUAUGACGUCAAGUCAAAUGUCAUUUCUUUGCGUUAUUACAGAGUAAUAUAUUAUUUGUGGUUAAGUAAAGACUUUGUAAAAGUGUCAUGACAUCGACAUCGUCUCUGAACUCAACUGUGUUUUUGUUUUUGACUCAAGCCCAAAACUAUACCUUGUUUUCUUUGGUUGUGUGACUGUAGCUUACACAUCUGCACCUCCAUUUUAACUACAAUGUAACCUUUUAAAAAUUAUUAUUAUUAUUAUUAUUGUAAUAAUAUAAAAAAAACACAGGUUGAAUAGAAUGUAUGGUAUGUUUUCACAACAUACAUAUUUGUAAGUAAACGACGAUUGCAUCUGUGACAGAA
Solea senegalensis (Senegalese sole) is the source of this 3571-nucleotide messenger RNA. Its product is annotated as zinc finger protein 436-like. The record is from RefSeq and is a predicted model, not a curated record. The coding region runs from base 111 to 2519 and encodes 802 amino acids. Gene Ontology annotation, cellular component: nucleus. Gene Ontology annotation, biological process: regulation of transcription by RNA polymerase II. NCBI's taxonomy places the organism in Eukaryota, Metazoa, Chordata, Actinopteri, Pleuronectiformes, Soleidae. Gene Ontology annotation, molecular function: DNA-binding transcription factor activity, RNA polymerase II-specific; RNA polymerase II cis-regulatory region sequence-specific DNA binding. The transcript has 4 exons.